AUGGCCGACUCUUCGUCUUCAAGCUUGAGAGGCGAAAACAGAUCGCGCCGCUCCUGGACAGUAUCUGCAGAAUCAAGUGCACUGGAGAGCAAUGGUCGCUCAUCCCAUGAUUCCACCCUCGAGAGACCAAAAACCCAAGGCGGAGAAGUAGUAGAUCCCAAGGCUGGCCCUAGUGGAUUCUCAAAGCUACUCGAGGCGCGUCGGAGGCGGAAAGAGAAUAAAAAGAAGAAUCAAAAACAAUCCGACGAGCCACCGGUGCCCACUGUGGUUUUGGAAAAUGACCUACAUGAAAGCCGAUCCAAUCAGUCCCGGGAUGGGACCUCCGCAGCCCCGUCGUCGAACGGAGAGAGCUUUGCGCCGGAGGGCGAAGGCAAUAGUCUGUUGACCGAUGAUGAAGAGCCAGACGGGCCUCCGCCGCUCACCUCGCAUAGCUCCCAUGCCGGAUUCUACACCUCGUCCUCACCUUUGUUUAAGACCAAAUCGGUAGAUGCCACAAACACGGAAGACUCUCACACCGAUGCCGAAUCAGCUGUUAGCGGUCUGAGUGCCACUGGCUCAGAAUCAAUCCCAGGCGAAAGAAUGUCCCGACGCGCAACAUCGGGCAUGGCAUUGGAUGUCCCCACGGACGCAAAUGGCAAGAAACGCGGGAUAUCUCCUGGAAGACGCUUUUUCAACUCGGACAAGAAAGGCGCCAAUGACGACACUGAGGAUUCAUCAAAUAAGUCUGGGGGCAACAAGAGUGGGCGGGGUCUGUUCGGAGCCAGCCGGCGGAGCAGUCUAUCAUCGAAACGAGCACAGGCAGCCCCCAGCGAUGUCCCGCCUGUACCUGCGCCAAUUCGUACCGAUCUAACGGACAACAAGCCUCGUUCGCUUGAAGCGAGCCCCAUGCCGAACACCCCCCUCAUACCGCUAUUCCUGCGCCAGCGACAACUUGCGCAAAUCUUGUCUAACAAUGUUACCGAUUCACCCGAGUCUCUACAAUCUGAAAAUUCUCCGUCCUCCGGAGUCACUACCGUGAGCCCCUCUGGAAACAUGAUCUCCCACCGCCGGGUGCGGUCCGCUUCUGCAGCUCAUGGCCCAAGUAAAUUGUCCACCUCGGUGUCUGCAUUGACGCCUCUUGAAGAAAAGACUCCCGGGGCGAAGAAUGUGCCUUCAACCCAACAAAGUGGCUUCUUCUCCUCGGUGUUUUCAGUGGCGCAAAACGCUGCCACCUCCUUCAGCAACACUAUCAAUGCACAACAGAAAAAUCGUCCAAUUGCCCAACCUGUUCCUGCUGAUGCAGAUAAAUCUGUCAAUGAACCCACUCCGGAGGACGGUGAAAGAACAUCAGACAACGGCAGCAAAAUUGCGGAAGGGAGACCAUCUGCCGUAGAGACUCUCGGGGCAGGCGAUCUGAACUUCAGUCAUCUGGACAUCGACGCACGACCCGGUGAGUCAAUCACGACUGCCGACGGCGUGGUGAUUACAAAACCAGGGAACCCAACUGACAAGCGCAAAAACACAGCUGUUUCCCGGCGAGAUGAUGAAGCUGCCAAACUUGAAGAUAAACGCGCAGCGCGCGCUGUUCAAGUAGCAUACGCGAGGCCCUCAGAUGCUUCAUUGGCGGGCCCCACAGAAGAGGCCCUGGAGAUUCAGUCUACUACCUCACUUCCGAAAGAUGGCCCAAUUAUGGGUGAUCAAACUCCCCCCAGUGGUAGUGUCAUUGACGGUGACCUAAGCGGUGGCAUUCGACGCACGGGUAGUGUGCGCAGUAGACUUGCCCGGCGCCAUCGGGGCUCGUCUGGGGCUACAACCUCGACAAUCGGAGCGAUUGGCAUGAAUGCCAUUGCACUUGGUGCUCCUGGUGUCAAUUCUAGUGUGCCUCGGUUGACUGGUUUCGCGGUUGCGAGUAAAAAGCGCAAUCGGGACUUUCACCAACUGUUCCGAAGUGUACCCGAAGAUGAUUAUCUUAUCGAGGAUUAUAGCUGUGCUUUGCAACGUGAAAUCAUUCUUGCUGGCCGCAUAUACAUCUCGGAAGGCCACAUCUGCUUCUCUAGUAACAUUCUGGGAUGGGUCACGACUCUAGUGAUCAGCUUCGAUGAGAUUGUUGCUAUAGAAAAGGAGAGCACAGCCAUGGUGUUCCCCAAUGCUAUUGCCAUUCAGACACUCCACGCGCGUCACACUUUCCGCAGUUUGCUAAGUCGCGAGUCCACAUAUGACUUAAUGGUUAAUAUUUGGAAGAUCAACCACCCCACCAUCAAAAGCUCUGUGAACGGAACCCGUGUGACCAAUGGAACCGGUGAUAAGACAGAGAAGGUUGGGGAGGGGGAGGAGGAGGGAAGCGGAUCCGAGAGCGAUGUUUCGGACGAAGACGAAAUAUAUGACGAGGACGAGGAAGGAGACCAUGCCGAUAGCUUCUUCGAGGCCGGUGACAGUGCCAACGCUAGUGCAGCAUCAUUGCCAGUGCGAAAAGGAUUAAGCCGCAAGGCGUCCAGUCUGUCCGCGAAUGCAGCUGUGCCAGCAGCCAGCACGAAUGGAAAUGGCGAUAAAAAGAACGGAGACAAAGGCACUUCCAAGGAUGCGCCUGCUGAUUUCCCAGGCCCGGCUACACAUGCACCCACCGAAUACGUCGACGCCAACGGACAGUAUGAAAAAGUCAUCAAAGAUGAGAUAAUUCCAGCACCGCUCGGCAAGGUCUUCUCUUUGGUUUUUGGCCCGGCGUCCGGCGAGUUUAUGACCAAGUUCCUUGCCGAGAAUCAAAAAUGUGGAGAGCUACAGUUCGAGGGAACAGCGAAAGGCUUAACGACCGAAUCCCCAACUAGGAAGUACUCAUACAUCAAACCCCUCAAUGCUCCAAUUGGCCCAAAGCAGACGAAAUGUAUCAGUACCGAGACCAUGGACUUACUAGACCUUGAGAAGGCCGUUCUUGUCACUCUGAGCACCCAGACACCGGAUGUGCCCAGUGGCAAUGUUUUUGCAACCAUGACCAAGUACCUCUUUACAUGGGCUCCUGGCAACCAAACUCGCUUCCUCAUGACCUGUACUAUUGAAUGGUCAGGCAAGAGUUGGCUGAAGGGCCCUAUUGAGAAAGGCGCAAUCGACGGGCAAACGACCUUUGGUAAUGAGCUUGUCAAAGCCCUGCAAGUUGGAGUUGCUCCCCGCGGGCGUACGAAUGGUGCGGGACGAGGCAAAGGAAAGCGCAAGAAGGGCGACGGCGCAGCGCGGGAGUCAGUCGCAGCUGCUUCGUUGAAGGUUACUGUGGAUCCCACCGCCGGAAAGGGAGGAUCAUGGGGACUAUUCGAACCAGUCCGCCCCCUCCUAGAGCCCUUCACCAGCGCUCUCAGCCCGCUAUGGAGUAGCAACGUCGCUAUCCUAAUUAUCGGAAUCUUAUUCUACAUGGCGUUCUUCCGAUCCUCGUCAUCCCCAUCCGCGCUUUCACAUGAAGUCGGCUGUCCCGGUCACGGCUUGCCCCAGAGACUGGCUGCAUAUGAGGAGAUGUGGCGACGUGAAGAGACUGAGCUCUGGAACUGGCUUGAAGACCGAGUUGGUAUGGACGGAAUGGUCUUUCCAAACGUUUACCGAUCGCCCGAGCCACACCCAAGUCGCAGGUCAUCCGGAGUCAGUACAAGUGAUGAGCGUGAGCUCGCUGCACGGCUUCGGGAAGAAAGGAUCUCUGACCGCGAGAUGGACCAUGCCCUCCGUACCACCCGCCAACGUCUCGACGUACUCGAAGAGAUGAUGGGCAAACGCAAAGCCCAAUGGGAAGCCGAAGAACCAGCCAAGUCCGAAUUGUGA
Molecule: messenger RNA, 3774 nt
Organism: Penicillium crustosum
Lineage: Eukaryota; Fungi; Ascomycota; Eurotiomycetes; Eurotiales; Aspergillaceae
Product: GRAM and VASt domain-containing protein
Exons: 3
Coding region: 1-3774 (1257 amino acids)
Biological process (GO): intracellular sterol transport
Cellular component (GO): mitochondrion; endoplasmic reticulum-plasma membrane contact site; plasma membrane
Molecular function (GO): sterol binding; sterol transfer activity
Source: RefSeq, a predicted model, not a curated record